GAGCCUACAUCCCCAUUUCGCCACACCCCUCCUAGGGCCUUCCCAAAAGAUAAAAAAAGGAGAAGGGCGAAGAGAAUGGCUUUGCUGCAGCCAUUUGCCGCCAUUGAUUUUCACCUUGCCAAAUCUCUAACAAACCCAACCCCAAACCCUACCAAUUCACUCUCUCUGAUCCAGCCACACACACUUCCCUUUCCCCAUUGCCACAAGAUCUUGUUGAAGAAGAAGAAAGAGAACUGUGCAAUCGGGGGUGGUGGCGGAGCCGGCGGCGAUGAGAGAGUGGCGGUCAUGGAGGCUCCCACUGGAGAAGAAUCGCGGUAUGACUGGACGGAGGAGUGGUACCCUCUGUAUCUGACGAAGAAUGUGCCGGAGGACGCCCCAAUUGGCCUCACUGUCUUUGAUAAACAGGUGGUUUUGUACCGCGAUGGUUCUGGUGUGCUCAGAUGCUUCCAAGAUCGUUGCCCCCAUAGAUUAGCAAAAUUAUCUGAAGGUCAAUUGUUUGAAGGGAGACUUGAGUGUUUGUAUCAUGGCUGGCAAUUUGAAGGAGAUGGAAAAUGUAUAAAGAUACCUCAGUUACCAGAAGAUGCAAAAAUCCCAAAGUCUGCUUGUGCCAAGCCCUAUGAAAUUAGGGACUCACAGGGAGUUGUGUGGAUAUGGAUGUCCCAUAAAACUCCACCAAACCAAGAAAAACUCCAUUGGUUUGAGAACUUCGACAGGCCUGGCUUUUGGGACGUUUCCACGACCCACGAACUCCCUUAUGACCAUUCUAUCCUUCUUGAGAAUCUCAUGGAUCCAGCUCACGUCCCCAUCUCACAUGACCGCACAGAUUUCUCCGCGAAGCGGGAAGACGCAGGGCCCCUCUUUUUUGAGGUGACCGAGAGGACAAAACGGGGAUUCGCAGGUUGGUGGGGCAACAUAAGGGAUCAGUCCAAACCAAACUACAAACCCUCUUUCGUACGUUUCGAAGCACCCUGUGUUCUUCAGAACAACCGGGAAAUUAUUGACCCCAAUGGGGCGAAACACUACUUUUCUGGUCUCUUUCUCUGCAGACCCUCAGGGCAGGGGAAAUCCAUGCUUAUUGUGAGGUUUGGGAGCACAAGAGAGAUAAGAGGGGUGUUAAAACUACUCCCAACUUGGUUCUUUCACCAGAAUGCAGGAAAGGUUUUUGAACAGGACAUGGGUUUCCUCUCCUCACAAAAUGAGACUCUUUUGAAAGAGAAUGUCCCAACAAAGGAGCUAUACAUCAACUUGAAGUCCUCGGACACUUGGGUCGCCGAGUAUAGGAAAUGGAUGGACAAAGUCGGGCACGGGAUGCCUUACUAUUUCGGGCACAGCACUGUUUCGCCUCCCAAACUGCCAGCUGUCGUGGAUCACGCGCCAGCGGGUCCCCUUGCCAGCAUUUCAGCCUCUCAGCCAGCCAAGGGCGGAAUCGGAACAAUGCACGCUCCGAAUCUCACCAAUAGAUAUUUCCGGCACGUGAUACACUGUAAGGAAUGCAGAGGUGUGGUCAAGAGUUUUGGGAUGUGGAAAAACGUUUUUUCCGCUUUUGCCCUCAUCUCGGCCGCGUUGGCUGUUCUGGCAUUGGAAAGACAGUGGAAGCUUGCCUUCUUGUUUUCAGCGUCCCUAUGCUUGGCCGGUAUGUAUGCCUGCUCAACGGUGAUUGCAAUGAACACAACUAACUUCAUAAGGACACACAGAAGAUUGUAAAAAAAAGUGCUGUUUGGUCUGUCUUCUUGGUCUUGUUUUUUCGGAAAACAAAAAAACUUGACUGUCAAAGAUUGUACAUAAACUUGGGGAUUUCUUUCUUGACUGGAGCUGCAGAUCUGGUAUUUUAAUUUGUAUAUUUUACAAUGUAUUUAUUAAUUAUUACUCCGUACUAAUUACUACGGAGUCGUAUUUUAGCCAUGCAAUGCAAAUAUGGCUUCUUAGUGACUUAAGG
Molecule: messenger RNA, 1936 nt
Organism: Cuscuta campestris
Lineage: Eukaryota; Viridiplantae; Streptophyta; Magnoliopsida; Solanales; Convolvulaceae
Source: the annotation of a GenBank genome assembly